Molecule: messenger RNA, 381 nt
Organism: Paracoccidioides brasiliensis Pb18
Exons: 2
Coding region: 1-381 (126 amino acids)
Source: RefSeq, a predicted model, not a curated record
AUGCUUUUUGAUUGCUCUGGUCGCGCAUAUAAGUGUGAGCAGGUUCUCCAUUCUCAUCCAAAGAAUCGAGCUUUUGACGUCUACCUCGCACGGUGCGAAAAUAAAUCCUAUGUCGUGAAACGCUUAACCCCAGAUGUAUUUAAGCAGUCUUUACAGCUCAAAAUCGAGUUUGCAGAUACUCAUCGCCUGCCAAUGCACAUUGACUACAACAAAGAGGAGCACACCCUCGUUUACGAAUACUUCAGGAACGACCUGCUUUCUUUGGUGAAGGAUAACCCGAAUUUUCCCCUUGCUGCAAGAAAACAGAUUCUGUGGGAAGCUGGGAAAGCACUCAAGAAGUUGCACGCAAGGAACUGGAUACAUGUAGGCAGGCCGCCAUGA